AAAAUCAAACUGGGCCCACCCACUCUCACUCUCCCCUCUCUCUGCGCUCCACGUCACUCCCUCUCUUCUCUAGAAUACGCGUCUUCUGUGCCCUUCUCCCUCUCUCUAUACUCUGCUUUGACAAAUCUACACGCCAUUGAAGAAACCAACCUCCCUUUCGGAGAAAUUUCCUCAACACAAAUCUACUUUUCCCUAUUUAUACUUUCUGCCUCUGCCCCAUUUUAUCCUCUCAUACCAUUCCUGAAUUUUUCCUUUAUCAUUCCCUUGUUUUCCUCUGUUUUUUUUCCGAAGAAUUUGUGGAGAUAUGGAGGGCAAUCAGCAAUCGUUUUGGCAGUUCAGCGAUCAGCUCAGAGUGCAGACUUCGAACUUGGCGAACCUCUCGUUGAACGAAUCGAUUUGGAGCAGUCCGUACACGAAGAGGCAAGAUGAGAGGCGGAAUUUUGAUAUCAGGGUCGGUGGGGAGAUCAAUACCGGGAGCAGUUUGAAGCAGAAAGGGUUGGAUUUUAAUGGAGGUUACGAUAUGAGGGUCGGUGGGGAGAUCAAUUCCGGGAGCAGUUUGAAGCAGAAAGUGUUGGAUUUUAAUGGAGGUUACGAGAUGAGGGUCGGCGGGGAGAUCAAUUCCGGGAGCAGUUUGAAGCAGAAAGGGUCGGAUUUUAAUGGGGGUUACGAGAUGAUGGUCGGUAGGGAGAUGAAUUCCGUGAAUGAUUUGAGGCAGAAGGGCAAUGAUUAUAAUGGGUUCAACGGUGGGUGGAAAAUCGGGGUGAGUCCGUUCAUGGGUGGAGCUCAGAGCAAUGUUGGAGUCAAUGGAGGAUUCAACAAGGGCGUGUAUUCAAAGCCUGGGAACUAUGUCAAUAGCAACAUCAAUGUGAAGAACGGCAACAACAAGAAUGGGAAUUUCAAGGGAGAGGAUGAGCAUGGAGUGAAGGUUGGGAAGAAGAACAAAGGCAACAAGAACAAUAACAAUAACAACAACAACGAUGGUGAUAACAAUAGUAACGGUACUAAGACCGCUGCCGAUAAGCGCUUCAAGACGCUUCCACCAUCGGAGUCUCUCCCCAGAAAUGAGACCGUUGGUGGAUACAUCUUUGUCUGCAACAACGAUACUAUGCAAGAGAAUCUCAAGAGACAGCUCUUUGGUUUGCCUCCCAGGUACCGUGAUUCAGUGCGGGCUAUAACCCCAGGAUUACCCCUUUUCCUCUACAAUUACUCCACCCACCAGCUUCAUGGAGUUUUUGAGGCUGCAAGCUUUGGAGGAACAAACAUUGAUCCAACUGCUUGGGAGGACAAGAAGUGCCCUGGCGAAUCACGCUUCCCUGCUCAGGUGCGGGUGGUCACCAGGAAAAUCUGUGAGCCAAUGGAAGAGGAUUCAUUCAGGCCGGUCCUCCAUCACUAUGACGGCCCCAAGUUCCGCCUGGAGCUGAAUGUGCCAGAGGUAAAUCUCAAUUCAACAAGAUCAAUCAAUCUAGGGAGAUCUCAUUAAGGGAACGGCAUCGGAUUCUGAUGUGUUUUGUUAUCUGAAUUUCACAGGCCCUCUCUCUGUUGGACAUCUUCAAUGAGAAAACCCCCUGAAGGGAACAAUAGCAUUGAGGCAUACGGGUACACAUACAAGUUAGCAAAGAAACAAGACAGAAGAAAGAAGGAAUACAUAAAUGAAGUUCCAAAAGGUUGGGAGAUAGGAAGAAUAGAAGAAGGGUGUGGUAUAGAAAAUACAGCCUAUGUGUUGUAUAACCUUUUUGUUAAGGCGGUUGCUGUUGUCCCUCUAGGUUCUUUGGUUUGGGCUAUAUGUAUAAAUAAUCAUGAACCAUGAAAACAUAUCCAGUUUGAACUAUCUGCUCUAUAAGUGUAUGGAACAUAUAUGGCAGAUUGGAUCCUUCAUAUUUAAACUAAAUUUCACCUUCUUGUCA
Molecule: messenger RNA, 1904 nt
Organism: Vitis vinifera (wine grape)
Lineage: Eukaryota; Viridiplantae; Streptophyta; Magnoliopsida; Vitales; Vitaceae
Product: DCD domain-containing protein NRP-B
Exons: 4
Coding region: 305-1480 (391 amino acids)
Biological process (GO): response to endoplasmic reticulum stress
Source: RefSeq, a predicted model, not a curated record